GCCGAGAAGGACCAGAGUUCGAGUAUCCAGUUGAUUGAGGUUCAGGAAGAGCUAACUGCGGUAAAGCUGCGCGAGGCUGAGAGUGUUUUGCGUCUCAAGGAACUGCGUCGACGAGUAGAAGAACUGGACGGACUCUGGCAGGUAGAUAUUCUGAAUUUGUCUGUAAAACUGGGCUCGCAGUCUCGGUCAAAUUAG
Protopolystoma xenopodis is the source of this 195-nucleotide messenger RNA. The record is from the annotation of a GenBank genome assembly. NCBI's taxonomy places the organism in Eukaryota, Metazoa, Platyhelminthes, Monogenea, Polystomatidea, Polystomatidae.